UUAUAAAUCUGACGAACUCAAAAUCUCUUUCCUCCCAAACAAACGCACACCAUUUCCACAAACAUCGUACUUAUCGCCUUCUCUCUCUCUGAAUCCGCCAUGCAAGCUCUUCAAUCCUCCUCCCUCCGUGCCUCCCCACCGAACCCACUCCUCAAACCUUCGAAUCGUCAAUCUCACCAAAUCACCAAUGCGAGACAUCCCACCAGGAGACGCACAUUCAUCUCCGCUUCAGCCGCCGUCUCCGCUCCCAAACGCGAAACGGAUCCGAAGAAACGCGUCGUGAUCACCGGAAUGGGACUCGUCUCCGUCUUCGGGAACGACGUCGACGCUUACUACGAGACACUGCUCUCCGGCGAGAGUGGGAUCAGCUUGAUUGAUCGAUUCGAUGCUUCCAAGUUCCCGACUCGAUUCGGUGGCCAGAUCCGUGGGUUUAGCUCUGAGGGUUACAUCGAUGGGAAGAACGAGCGGAGGCUUGAUGAUUGUCUGAAGUAUUGCAUUGUGGCUGGGAAGAAGGCUCUUGAAAGUGCUAAUCUUGGUGGUGAUAAGCUUAACACGAUUGAUAAGCAGAGAGCUGGAGUACUAGUGGGGACUGGUAUGGGUGGUUUGACUGUGUUUUCAGACGGAGUUCAAGCUCUUAUUGAGAAAGGUCACAGGAGGAUAUCUCCGUUUUUUAUUCCUUAUGCAAUCACAAACAUGGGUUCUGCUUUGCUGGCGAUUGAUCUUGGUCUCAUGGGUCCUAACUACUCGAUCUCUACCGCUUGUGCCACCUCUAACUACUGCUUUUACGCCGCUGCCAACCACAUUCGCCGUGGGGAAGCUGAUAUGAUGAUUGCUGGUGGAACCGAGGCUGCCAUUAUUCCUAUUGGUCUGGGAGGUUUCGUUGCUUGCAGGGCGCUUUCGCAGAGGAAUAAUGACCCGAAAACCGCUUCGAGGCCAUGGGAUAAACAGAGAGAUGGCUUUGUAAUGGGUGAAGGAGCUGGUGUUCUGGUGAUGGAAAGCUUGGAACAUGCGAUGAAGCGUGGUGCUCCAAUUGUAGCAGAAUAUCUUGGAGGUGCUGUCAACUGUGAUGCUCAUCAUAUGACUGAUCCAAGAGCUGACGGGCUUGGUGUCUCUUCAUGCAUUGAGAGCUGCCUUGAAGAUGCUGGUGUUUCACCCGAGGAGGUAAAUUACAUCAAUGCGCAUGCAACUUCCACACUUGCUGGUGAUCUUGCUGAGAUUAAUGCCAUUAAAAAGGUAUUCAAGAGCACUGCUGGGAUCAAAAUCAAUGCCACAAAGUCUAUGAUAGGUCACUGCCUCGGUGCAGCUGGAGGUCUUGAAGCCAUUGCGACCGUGAAGGCUAUCAACACUGGAUGGCUUCAUCCCUCAAUCAACCAAUUUAACCCAGAACCAGCCGUGGACUUUGACACGGUCGCAAACGAGAAGAAGCCGCACGAGGUGAACGUUGCCAUAUCAAAUUCGUUUGGGUUCGGUGGACAUAACUCAGUUGUCGCCUUCUCUGCCUUCACACCCUGAUUCCUUCAAGACCCUUUUGUAUUUUCUUCUCCAACUGUUACAUCACCACCAUCAUUCAUCAGGCAUCAUCUUCCUUGAGCUUCUUGGUUCCACGAGUUUGAGCUCUUUCGUUGGCGUUUUACGUUCCGUUCAACAUUGUUCAUUGAGAUUUCAAAUUUUGCUUCUCAAUCGUAAGAAAUGUUUGUAUCUGUAUCUGAGUUCGUUUCAUAUUUGUCUAAUUUAUAAACAGAACCAAUAAUCUUGUAGCAAUGAUGUUAUUCUCAGAAAGGAGUUCUCAAUCUUUUUUUUUUGCA
Molecule: messenger RNA, 1805 nt
Organism: Brassica rapa (field mustard)
Lineage: Eukaryota; Viridiplantae; Streptophyta; Magnoliopsida; Brassicales; Brassicaceae
Product: 3-oxoacyl-[acyl-carrier-protein] synthase I, chloroplastic
Biological process (GO): fatty acid biosynthetic process
Cellular component (GO): mitochondrion
Molecular function (GO): 3-oxoacyl-[acyl-carrier-protein] synthase activity
Source: RefSeq, a predicted model, not a curated record